Odontomachus brunneus is the source of this 994-nucleotide messenger RNA. Its product is annotated as pickpocket protein 19-like. The record is from RefSeq and is a predicted model, not a curated record. Gene Ontology annotation, cellular component: membrane. Gene Ontology annotation, molecular function: ligand-gated sodium channel activity. The coding region runs from base 32 to 994 and encodes 320 amino acids. The transcript is spliced from 5 exons. Gene Ontology annotation, biological process: sodium ion transmembrane transport. Lineage: Eukaryota; Metazoa; Arthropoda; Insecta; Hymenoptera; Formicidae.
AACUUUUCGCAAGAUACUCGGGAGGCUCUCCAUGAUGAGCUUCGGGGAUUUUGACGAGCUGGAUUUCCUGAGGAACCGAAGUCAAAGUAUUCACGGUCUCUCGGGUAUCAACAUGACCGAGGUGCUGUACGAGACGAUGCCGCGCUGCGACGAGCUCAUGACCAACUGCUGGUGGCGCAACAGCGAUCGCAACUGCUGCGAGAUCUUCGAAGUACAGCGGACCGAGUACGGAUUCUGCUACUCGUUCAAUUCGGAAGUGGCGGAGCCAUCCUCGUCACGAGCUCCACGCGGCGGCGAUCGCCAGUCGGAGUCGCGACCACGAAAAGCGUCCGGUUACGGUGAGUGGAGCGGUGUCAAGGUUACGAUUCACCUGGGAAACAUAACGAAGCCACCGGAUUCCGUCGAGAUCAAUGGUAUCAAGGUAAUAAUAAACGAGCCACAUGUCUGGCCCAACAGCGGCACCAUGAUCCCGUCGGGUUCGUUGGUCAGUUUAUCCGUGGACUGCAUCUCCGGCUUCGCCACCCAGAGCGUGCUCGUGCUGGACGAGAACAAGGCACCGUGCAAGUAUGACCAGACCGGCAUGUACAACCAGGAGAGCUGUCUGUCGCACUGCAAACGCACCUACGUCAUCAAGCAUUGCGGUUGUAACCCGUCGUUCCUGUUCCCCUUAACCUCGGAGCGUGACUGCAACGCGGAGGAUUUCGUCUGCUUGGCCGAUUUCAACGUGUCUUUCGGCGGUAUAAUCGGCUUAUUUCUGGGCGGCUCGUUGCUCAGCGUCGUCGAGUUACUUUACUACAUAAUGGUGGCCGCGUUUUCGUCCCUCCGCUCGCGGCAAAGGACCAGGGCGGAAUCGAGGACGCGUACGAGCAGCACGCCGAUCGUCCACACAGCGGUACUGCCCAUCCUGGAUUACGGCCCGCUAAAGCCGCCAGCGAGGAGAAUACCGAUUUUCGCGAAUUACGGCCUCGCGAAAUCGAAUUUGAACAGAUAUUGA